This is a messenger RNA of Ostrinia furnacalis (Asian corn borer), 4009 nucleotides long. RefSeq lists its product as uncharacterized. NCBI's taxonomy places the organism in Eukaryota, Metazoa, Arthropoda, Insecta, Lepidoptera, Crambidae. The record is from RefSeq and is a predicted model, not a curated record. The coding region runs from base 360 to 1442 and encodes 360 amino acids. The transcript has 2 exons.
CGGCGCGCGGCGCUGUUACAAAGCAGACACGUACAUUUUUUCUCCGUACUAUUUUGCUCGUAAUGAGUGUAAAAACCAAAAGUUUCACGCUGUGUGUUACACCAAUGUGUGGUCAUUUAGUUCAGCAACGUGACUGUGAAAACCGUUCUUAUAAAUACUUCAUAGUGUUAAAGUUAUAAGCAAUUUAAUUUUGAAAAUUUUAACCAACGGACAUACAUCGCUCGCCGCCGCUUGCGACCGGUGACCGGUGCGUGUGGUGAGUCAUCUGCAACGCACGGAGACCGCCGCGGCCCGCGGCCCACUGACACAGGAGCGAAGCGGACGUUCACACAAGCGCAAAGGACUUAAUAAAAGCAAACAUGAAAUACGCAUGUUGCAAAUCUACCGCUGAUGGCGCUUCGGGGGCGGUUGUGUGUACCAAGUGCAAACAAAAUUUUCAUCUGGCAUGUUUAUAUCCUACGGAUAAGAAAAAAAUCAUCAGUGCAGAGCUCAAACAAAUCUGGGUUUGCCCGGACUGUUCGGUGAAUCAACCACGGUCGGCAAAAAGCGACAAUACUCCGGUUAGAGGAUCUCAGACUGGUUCGCGCCCCCAACCAUCGGACAGGGAAAAUGUGAAUCAUCGUAGAGGAGGUUCUCGUUCGGACUCUCCUCCUGUUUCAUCACCGCUAGAAAGUUCCCAUGCCAUGCUAGUGAGCAUAGACACCGUCAAAAGCUUUAUAGCAUCUGAAAUGGCUGUCAUGAGGUCCGAACUGCGCAAGGCCAUCUCUGAAGCAAUUGCUAGGGAACUGAAGCCAAUCAGGGAGGAGAUUGCUAGCAUCAGGGAAUCUAUGGAAUUUAUUAAUAACCAGCAGGAAGCUAUGACGAAGAGAGUUGAUAAUCUUGAGAAGGACAUUAAGUCGAUCGGUAAUGUCAAAUCAGAUAUUGGCGCGAUUAAAGAAUCAAUCGCUAGUCAUGAGAACGGAAACGAUAAGCGGGAGCAGUGGGCGAGGCGGUCGAACAUUGAAAUUUUUGGUGUUCCAGAAAGAAAAGGAGAAAACCUUAUGAACGUUUUAAGAGAUAUUGCUGGCCACGCCCAGUUUCCGUUGGACCCUUCUAAAGACAUUGAUUUUGUUACUCGUGUUGCUCCCAAGAGCAGUGAUCGCAAAACUAAGCCAAUUGUUGUCCGUUUCUUGGCACGCUGGAAGAAGGAUGAGUUCUUAGCCACUGUAAAAAAACUGAGACUUAAAAGCACUGAUAUUAAAAUUUCAGGUGAUUCAUUUAUUUAUUUCAAUGACCAUUUAACAAGUACAAAUAAAGCCUUAUUGCAGCGUGUCAAGGCAAUUUGUAAAGAAAAAUCCUAUAAAUACGUAUGGGUUAAACAUUGUGCGAUAAAAGUGCGACGCUCCGAUACGUCCCCCGUAAUUAAUAUAUCUCAUGAAUCUGAUUUAAACAAAAUCAAAUAGGCCAUCUUUUUUAUGAUACUAUUAAUGUCCAAGCUAAUGUUUUUUACGGGUUACUUAAUCUCAUUGUUAACAUUGUUGACGUUGUGGAUGCGAACUUGUCCGCGAGUCGGCAGGCUAAGUAUAUUUAUUAUCAUUAUUUUUAUCUCGGUGGUUACUACUUUUUGCUAUUAUUUUGGGGUGUUCCUGUCUUAUUACUGCUUUAUUUAGUUUUAGUAAGGAUCAAUCUAUUUAUGUAUUAUUCUCUUGGUAUCAGUUAAAUGGAUACUUCUAAAAAUAUAUCUGUGUACUACCAAAAUGUUCGUGGUUUACGUACAAAAACAAAUAUUUUCUUCCGCAAUAUUAUUGAGGCCGAAUAUCAUAUUGUUUGUCUUACUGAAACAUGGCUACUGCCGGGAAUUUAUGACUCAGAAUUAUUUGAUUCGCGCUAUAAUGUGUAUCGAUGCGACCGCGACUACAUCUCUCGAGGAAACCAACUAGGCGGUGGUGUACUCAUAGCAGUGCGCAGGGAUCUCUCGGUAUACUCAUUCGGGGUUAUGACUAUGCCUGAAGCGGCAGCUGAAGUAGUCCAGGUAUCUAUUAAAAUUAAAUGUUCUUCCAAGACAGAGUUGGUUCGUAUAUUAUGUGGCUAUUUCCCACACUGUACCCUACACUUUGACUGCUUAUGUGGCUUUUUUGAAAACGUAUCUGACAUCGUUCUAAAUAAUCCAAAUGACCAUUGUCUCAUAUUAGGUGACUUCAAUAUACCUUCAGCACAAUGGUCUCGCAGUGGGUCUGAACUGUUGAUUAAUGUUUCAUCCAAGGACCACGAUAAUCUGACUCAGGCUCUACAAAGCUUCCUAAGUUUUACGAAUCUGAAACAAUUUAAUGACAUACCCAAUGUAAAUGACAGAGUUCUUGACCUUGUUAUCAGUGAUAGAAAUUGCGUGGUUGGACGAUGUAGAGAACCGCUAAUAAAUGAGGAUGCCCACCAUCCCGCUCUGGAUGUGAACGUGCAAUCCUUAUCUUUGCGUUCAUUUCCAUCUAUACCGCGGACCGUUCCUCUUUUCGGUAAGGCUGACUAUGACUGCAUUAACAAUGCAAUUAUGUCCAUUGACUGGCGGUUUUUAGAUCAUAGCACCGACAUUGAUAUGGCCGUGGUGAGAUUUUAUGAGACAAUAAACGAUGUUAUCUCAAAAUACGUCCCCACUAAAACUUUUAAAAGCGAUAAUCGCUACCCGCCCUGGUUUUCAUCUGCUCUUAUUAAGAUAAUUAAAGAAAAGCUUAAAUACCACAAAAAAUGGAAGAUUUACCAUCGUCAAAGCGAUUACGAUACUUUUUGUCUCCUGCGCGAGCGGCAGAAGCGGGUGCAAAGGGAAUGUUAUGACAAAUUCAUUUUUAAUGCAGAAAUAAAAAUAAAAAUAAACAGCAAAUAUUUUUGGACAUUUGUUAAAUCAAAAAAAUCAUCUUCCUGUCUACCAGAUACAAUGUUCUAUAAUGAAACUGUAUCUACCGAUGGGAGGGAUAUUUGUGACUUGUUUAACAAUUACUUUCGCUCAGUUUUUGAACCCUCUGUUUCGGACUAUACACAAGCUGGACUCUUAAACGAUUCAAAUCCAUUAAAAGUGAUUAGUACUAUUGAUAUCGCUGCAGACACGGUGGAGAAAUACUUGAAAUUACUUGAUAUUACUAAGGGGUGUGGGCCUGAUGGCAUUCCACCCAUCUUUCUCAAACUCUGUAGCAAAUCUUUGGCUUACCCUAUAUGUAUUUUAUUUAAUUUAUCCUUGGCUAAGGGUACAAUGCCCGAUUUAUGGAAGCAGUGUCAUGUCGUUCCGAUUUACAAGUCUGGCGAUAGACACAAUGUUCAAAACUAUAGGCCAAUUUCUAAAAUUAGUACCAUACCUAAACUAUUCGAAAAAAUUAUUUACGAUGUAAUUUAUCCAAUUUUGAGGCCUGUAAUUGUACCUCAACAGCAUGGCUUUAUUAAUAAAAGAUCAACAGAAACCAAUCUUUGUGAAUUUGUUCACCGAGUUUCAGUGGCAAUGGACAAGGGUUACCAGAUGGAUGCUGUGUACACAGAUUAUUCCAAAGCUUUUGACAAGAUCCCGCAUUCGACUCUCGUUCAAAAGAUUAGUGACAUGGGUAUUCAUGGCGACCUUCUGCGAUGGUUUGAGUCCUACUUGAAGCAGCGGAGUCAAGCGGUUACCAUCAAAGGUUUCUGCUCUUCGUUUGUGCCUGUAUCCUCUGGGGUACCCCAAGGCUCUCAUCUGGGCCCUCUUUUAUUUAAUUUAUUUAUCAAUGACAUCGUAUCAAUUUUUAAAAACACUGACAUUCUAAUUUACGCUGACGACAUGAAAAUUUUUAAACAAAUUAAAUCACCUUACGAUUGUGUUUUACUGCAAAAUGACCUUGACGCGCUUUGUGCUUAUUGUAAUUUUAAUCAUUUGACUCUCAAUAUAAAUAAAUGCAAUUCUAUCUCGUUUUCGCGGAAAGCGAAGCCGAUUGACCAUCAUUACCACCUAAAUAACAUAGUUCUUCAAAGAGUGACAGAGGUGAGAGAUCUGGGAGUUCAUUUAGAUUCCAAAUUGACA